Molecule: messenger RNA, 210 nt
Organism: Stylonychia lemnae
Lineage: Eukaryota; Ciliophora; Spirotrichea; Sporadotrichida; Oxytrichidae
Source: the annotation of a GenBank genome assembly
AUGCUAGCAAUAACGCAUUUGCAAAAAAGAGUUAAGUAUUUUGAAAAAUUAUUAAAAUAUGAAAUCGGACCUCUGUGCUCACCAUUUUUGAACGUUGACUCCAUCAACUCUCUUCAUAGCUUGAACAUGCUCAGUCAACUUAUUGAAGAAGUUGGAAUCACCUUGGAUGCUUACGGCCAUCAUAGAAAGGAUCAAGAGAACAAGGAGUGA